Molecule: messenger RNA, 610 nt
Organism: Drosophila arizonae
Lineage: Eukaryota; Metazoa; Arthropoda; Insecta; Diptera; Drosophilidae
Biological process (GO): spermatogenesis
Source: RefSeq, a predicted model, not a curated record
UGUUGUUUAUUAUUCUUCAUUUGCAUCCACAAUGGGCGGUCCUGAAUUACCCACAGAUCCCGGAGAGGAUCAUACUUUUCAAACGCCUCCAAUUGAGCAUCCACACAUUGGCGAACAGAGCGAUGACAGCGCGGAUUCGGAUGCGUAUGAUGGCUAUCAGCCGCUUGCAACCGACGCUGACGAAGCGGGCGCAAUGCCCAAUGAUACCGAAGUCAGGGAGUACGGUGCAGCUGCUGAGACACCUGAUGAGGACAUCGACUUGAUGACAGCGGAGGUGACACACGGUGAUCCGAAUAUGCCAGCCAUUGAAAGUGCCGAUGCAGAAAUCGAGCGGCAAGUCUGGAACGAGCCACGGCCGCAGGAGCUGCAAAUGGAGCUGGACAAGGCACGCACAGAGCAGAUACUCAAGGCCAUGGCCAAGAUAACGUUGCCCAACAUAACAGUGCCUGACUGGGCUAAAGGUGUGCCUGAGGAGCGCUGGAAGCACGAAUUGCUGGAGCGGAUUCAAACGCGCAGAGCAGCGCCUGGAACGGAAACCGGUGCUGGACAGCUGCCCAAGACGUCAGCUGAUUAAUACAUUCCCACACACACAUAUAUAUAUAUACAUGUU